Molecule: messenger RNA, 1150 nt
Organism: Gordionus sp. m RMFG-2023
Lineage: Eukaryota; Metazoa; Nematomorpha; Gordioida; Chordodea; Parachordodidae
Product: BPTI/Kunitz domain-containing protein 4-like
Exons: 4
Coding region: 428-1033 (201 amino acids)
Molecular function (GO): serine-type endopeptidase inhibitor activity
Source: RefSeq, a predicted model, not a curated record
ACUGAUAAUUAAAAAAAAUAAUAUUUGGGAUACAUCACAAUUUCAAAAGAGAAAUUGAAAAUAUGAUCAGUGAAUGAAUAUCCCGGGUUUAUUUAUUUUUUUGAAAAUUUACAGCUUAUUCCUACCCAAGCCAGGAAUUGAAAAUAUGAUCAGUGAAUGAAUAUCCCGGGUUUAUUUUUUUUGAAAAUUUACAGCUUAUUUCUACCCAAGCCCGGCUUUGAUGAUCUGAUAUUUGACAUAGUAAAAAAAAACUUAAUAGUUAGAAAAAAAAUUUGAAUUAUUUAAAUGAUAAUGAUAAAUCAUUAUAAUGAAUCUUUACCAAAUGAUAUGCAAUAAUUAGUUAUAUAAAUUUAAUUUAUUAGGGAAAACAAAUUAUACAUUACCAAAGCGUCUACUUCCUCACAAAUUACCGCCAAAACAAGUCAAAAUGUUAGGUCAAGAGGAUAUCGGCGCUAUUGAUUUCGAAGAUUCAUUUCAAUAUGGAAACGAUCAACAAGGGGCACAACAAAAGAAAAGUCCACCGUCUCAAAUUAAAAACCAAAUCAAUCAAGAUUCAUUUUUUACACCAGAUUGUAGAUUAUGCCCAAAUAGCGCAGCGUUACCUAAUGUGAUUUGCGGUGUUAGAGGUGGUAUUAUUUGUCCAAGCAAUUUUUUUUGCGAUCUUAGACCGACAUCUAAAAAAGUACAAGAUCAAUAUGGUUGUUGCUGCCCUUUCCCUACUGCACCUCCCGGAUUUGUGACUUCGAACAUAUCGACAGCUUUGAGUACAGCAGUGACUUUGAGCCCAACAACCUCGACUCAAAUAACUCCAAUAGUGACAAUUCAGGUUGUAACACAGAACCCAUUCGCUUGUGGGGAUCCAGGGACCAUGGUAGCUGGCUGCGAUCCUUGUUCAAAUAUUGUACAAUGUCUAAACGGUGCUACCUCCGUCGUCUGCGUUCCCCGGAAUUGUAAUUAUGUAUGCGAGGCUGUUUUUAUUGACGCCAUCAAUAAUAUAUUCACCACUUGCAUUCAAUUCAUGUUCAUGGGCUAAUCACGUCAACAUUUGUUAAUUUUAAAGCUGGUUACAUAAAAUAAGAUAAUUAUAUAAAUUAAAAUAUAUAAUAUAUUUUCUGACUAUAAAUAAAAUAAUAAUAGUGGCAUAAAUACU